GGCGGCCCGAUUUUUAAAUCGGACCUCCACUCCGCCAUGACUAAAGUCCCCGCUAAAUCCAGAGCCGCCGCUAGGGUUCCCGAACAAAACGGCCCCAAUUUGGACCGCCGGUUGGUCCGUGACGACCUCAAAGCAACGGAGAUGCUUGAAUUUUGCCUCCAAAAUUAGUGUCUUGUAAAACGGUUGUGAAGAAAUCCGGUCUAUCUUUGGAAGGGUUUUUAAGAGAACAUUUCUUACCGGGAUCGCCGGUUAUUUUGACCGAUUGUAUGGCUCAUUGGCCGGCGAGGACAAAGUGGAAUGACAUGGAUUACCUGAUAAGAGUCGCCGGUGACCGGACGGUGCCGGUUGAGGUUGGGAAAAAUUACUUGUACCCGGAGUGGAAGCAGGAGCUUAUUACGUUUUCGCAGUUUCUUGAGAGGAUUCGGGAUAAUGACUCUUCCUCUGGCGCGCCGAAGUAUCUUGCUCAGCACUCAUUGUUUGAUCAGAUAAACGAGCUGCGUGAGGACAUAUGUAUUCCCGACUAUUGUUGUGCCGGUGGUGGGGAGCUAAGGUCUCUAAAUGCUUGGUUUGGUCCAGCUGGGACUGUAACCCCGUUACACCAUGAUCCACACCAUAAUGUGUUUGCGCAGGUAGUUGGAAAAAAGUAUAUAAGACUCUAUCGUGCUUCAUUGUCAGAGGAACUCUAUCCACAUACUGAAACCAUGCUUUGCAACUCAAGUCAGGUGCUUCCCUUUCUCCAUCUGAUUCAUUACCGACUCUAUCUUUGCCACUACAUCUUCAUGCCUAACCUCACUGCUCUUCUCCCCUUGCUUCCCCCACACAAACCCCGACUUGCUCCUCCAUAUACUUGGCAUUCUGAGGCCAUAGGCCACCCAAGUAAAGGCACCCGAUGGAUAAAGGACUCGAUCACUGGGAAAAAGUAGAGGUUGCUUUGCGAGAUAGGAUUCAACUUAAGGUGCCCACAUUUCCACUAGUAAACCUUUGCUUUGAGCUUGGACUGUUUGCAUAAACCUUGGUGGCAACCACUCGUUGAAAUCUGAAUGAUUAACCUUCCUAGAGAAUGGCUCGCAAUUAAUUGGCCACUCUUCAAAUUUUUCACCGGUGUAAUUUUCCUUCCCAGUGUGUUGUCAAUGUAAGUAGCUUUUAUCAUGAAUGGGGUUUAGACAUUUUUGACCUGGACAAAAUAGUAUUUUGACUUUUGAAGUGAUCAAAUAUUCUUAAGGGGGUGUAUUCAAUUUAGAUUUUAAAAGAUUUUGUUUGAGUUAUUAUAAAUUUACUUAAUCCACGGAUUGUUUA
This is a messenger RNA of Rosa chinensis, 1296 nucleotides long. RefSeq names its product lysine-specific demethylase JMJ30. The coding region runs from base 267 to 923 and encodes 218 amino acids. NCBI's taxonomy places the organism in Eukaryota, Viridiplantae, Streptophyta, Magnoliopsida, Rosales, Rosaceae. The record is from RefSeq and is a predicted model, not a curated record. The transcript has 6 exons. Gene Ontology annotation, molecular function: 2-oxoglutarate-dependent dioxygenase activity.